GUCAUGGUUCGUUCUCUUGACGCUGACACGCGCAGCAACUAUGGCGCGGGACUUCUUCGAUUCACUCAGUUCUGCGAUUCUAUCAACAUCCCAGAAGCAGAGCGCAUGCCAGCUGCAGAUACCUUAGUUGCCCAGUUUGCAGCGGCCUUCGCCGGCACUACCUCAGACAAGACGCUCAACAAUUGGCUAGCAGGUCUUCAAUUCUGGCAUGUCAUCAAUGGGGCUUCAUGGCAGUCCGCUCCGCUUCUCCAUCAUGCGAGACGUGGAUUCGCCAAGAUGGUACCCACCUCUUCUUGUCGGACCAAGCGUCCUCCUGUCACCAUAGACGCCCUAUGCAUUCUUUUUGACCAUCUUGAUCUCACCAUUGCCUUCAAUGUUGCCGUGUGCACAGUCGCUCUCGUAUCAUUCUGGUGUUGUUGCCGUCUCGGCGAACUCCUUAUCGCUAGCCCCAAUGUUUUCGAUCCUCUGAAACACGUUUCCCGUUCCAUCGUUCCCAUUCCAUCCAUCACGUUGUCGAAUCACGCUCAGACUCGCGCCUCCACGCUUCACAUCCCGUGGUCAAAGACGACUAAAGAACAGGGAGCCGACAUAUCCAUCAUGGCACGAGACCAUCGCACCUGCCCCUUAACAGCGCUAGAACGACAUCUCCUCAUCAAUUGCGACAUACCCUCACAUGCACCCCUUUUCUCAUUCCAGAAGGGUACAGGAUGGUCUCCCAUGACUCGUCCUCUCUUUCUCGCGCGGUGCAAUGAAAUAUGGGUCGCACAAGGCUUCCCCAACCUCCCUGGCCAUGUGUUUCGCAUUGGAGGGACUACGGAGCUAUUAUUGCAGGGCACUCACCCGGAUAUUGUUGCUAUGCAGGGGAGAUGGACUUCAGAUGCGUUCUUGGAAUACUGGCGUUGCAUUGACACGAUUCUGCCGCUGUUCAUCGCAUCCACAGCCAAUACACAACGUUUACUUGAUCUAGAUAGAACCAUGGAUGCCUUC
This is a messenger RNA of Suillus paluster, 987 nucleotides long. RefSeq names its product DNA breaking-rejoining enzyme. The transcript has a single exon. Gene Ontology annotation, molecular function: DNA binding. Gene Ontology annotation, biological process: DNA recombination; DNA integration. The record is from RefSeq and is a predicted model, not a curated record. The annotation marks the transcript as partial. Lineage: Eukaryota; Fungi; Basidiomycota; Agaricomycetes; Boletales; Suillaceae.